Messenger RNA from Daldinia decipiens, 2072 nucleotides. Its product is annotated as Calcium/proton exchanger. The record is from RefSeq and is a predicted model, not a curated record. Bases 1 to 1527 code for a protein of 508 amino acids. Gene Ontology annotation, biological process: calcium ion transmembrane transport; intracellular calcium ion homeostasis. Gene Ontology annotation, molecular function: calcium:proton antiporter activity. NCBI's taxonomy places the organism in Eukaryota, Fungi, Ascomycota, Sordariomycetes, Xylariales, Hypoxylaceae. The transcript has 7 exons. Gene Ontology annotation, cellular component: fungal-type vacuole membrane.
AUGGAUCGUGAUUCAGACUUACCGAGUUUCCAAUCCCAAAUCCGCAAGACCGUAACAGGCUUGACUCACACUCACCCUCACACCCGCCCUCGCCAGAAUGGAGAGCCGAACGAAACUACAUCUCUGUUAAGAGGUAACGGUCACUCCGUCCAGAAUGGGUCCGCUCAUCAGAACGGACACGGUGGUGGGGCUUGGGAAUUCUUUUUCGAUUCGCAGCACACGCCCGGCACUGAGAACCCGAAGCCAUGGGUCAAGUAUCCAGCCCAUACGUGGCAUAUCACCAAAGCUACUUUAUUGAGCAGUCCGAUCAACAUCCUUCUCGUCGCAGUGCCAAUUGGUAUUAUUGCUGGUCAAUCCGGUUGGGAUCCAGUUGCCGUAUUCGUCAUUAAUUUUUUCGCCAUUAUUCCCUUAGCUGCCGUGCUCUCAUACGCGACGGAGGAAAUAUCAGUAAACCUGGGCGAGGCUCUGGGUGGCCUGCUCAAUGCCACUUUUGGCAAUGCUGUGGAGUUGAUUGUUAGCAUUAUCGCAUUAAGAGAUAGACAGAUCGAGGUUGUCAAGUCGUCUAUGAUUGGCUCGAUCCUAUCCAAUCUACUCCUCGUUAUGGGUAUGUGCUUCUUCUUCGGCGGUAUCGUCAAUAUGAGAGAUGAGGAGGGUCAUGGUCAGGAGCAGUCUUUCCAGACAAUCACUGCCCAAACGACAGCUUCUCUCAUGACCCUGUCUGCUGCCUCUAUGAUCCUUCCUGGCACUUUAUUUAUGAUCAUAAAUGGUACCGGCGGAGACGAUAAAGAUGAGCGCAAUAAAAUCGUCCUGUCGCUUUCUCGCGGCACCGCUAUCAUCCUGCUGCUUCUUUACGUGCUGUACCUAUGGUUUCAGCUGAGAACACACCACAAGUUAUUCAGUGCCGAAGCGGUAGUUGUAUCGGAGCCCACACAGAACGGAAUCCAGCUUCCCGCCGAGGCCGCGGCAGUAGCUGAGGGGAAUGAAGAAGAGUCAGAAGAGGAGGUGCACAUGAGCCCAUGGUCCGCCGGUGCGGUUCUAAUCGUCACAACUGUCCUGGUCGCUAUCUGUGCGGAUUAUCUGGUCGAGAGUAUAGAUGCUCUAGUGGAGCGUGCUCAUCUCAGCCGCAGCUUCAUUGGUCUUAUUCUAAUUCCUAUCGUGGGUAAUGCGGCGGAACAUGUUACUGCCGUCGUGGUGGCAGUCAAGAACAAGAUGGACCUGGCUAUGGGAGUUGCUAUUGGUUCUAGCAUUCAGAUUGCUCUGUUCGUGACACCAUUCCUUGUUGUUCUCGGUUGGAUUAUGGACAGAGAUAUGGACUUGCACUUUGAGACCUUUGAAACGGUCUCGUUUGCGCUGGCUGUGCUGGUCGUAAUCUACACGGUCCAGGAUGGAAAAUCUAACUAUCUCGAAGGCGCAAUGUUAAUGGCCCUUUAUGUCAUCAUUGCCCUGGCUUUCUUUGUUACUCCCAGCCAGUACUUCAACACCGACUGGGCCGUCGGUAAGCUUGGUGGUCUAGUCAGCUCGACAUGAUAGAUGUUCUCCUAUUUUCGCAACCCGUUUUAGCAGGGCGCAGAUCGCAGUUUUACGUUCAACUUACCCCAUAUAUGCAUACCUAGCGUACCGUAUUAUCAGGUCGUAUAGCGUAUCGCACCACGAUCGUCCUUCGGAUCCCAUGUUCAUGUUCUUAUAGUUAUUCAAGCGGGGUUUUUCUUUGUUUUUCUGUAUAUGUAUAUUAGUGGAGUUAGGUCUGAGAAAAAUGCAAGGCGCGAGCUGUGUACCUGGAGUUUGGCACAUGCAACUAGAAUACAGAGUACAGAAUAGGAGUCUGUUGUGUCUUGGAGAUGGGCGGUUAUUCCCUAUCAAUUAUAUGCGAGAUAUCUAUUGUUCACAUUAAGUACCUGGGUACAUGUUAUUGGAUCAUGAAGCUAUUCAAAAGUACCUAACAAUACAUGAAUAGGUACAUUAUCUCCGUAAACCCCUGGCUAGCGUCUGUGGCACUUGAGAUUCAACGUGGGGCUGGAGGGGUAGCUAUGACAAACGUCAUUCAUUAUCGGUACUUGAAGAGAUAUACUAUU